Messenger RNA from Meloidogyne enterolobii, 192 nucleotides. NCBI's taxonomy places the organism in Eukaryota, Metazoa, Nematoda, Chromadorea, Rhabditida, Meloidogynidae. The record is from the annotation of a GenBank genome assembly.
AUGUUUUGUGAUUUAGUGAGAGAAUUUGGGCAGUCUUUUUACAAUGCUUCUGUGAAUACCACAAAUACACCUUCGACAAUAAAUAAUAGAAUCGAAAUAACUACACCAACAAAUACAAAACCAAAUAAUGUUUAUAACAAAAUAGACAACAAAACAAUUCCAAUUAAAAGGAUAUACUAAAAUAUAUUUAUU